CAGGACCAUCCCUCCAAGUGUGGGAGUUUCCCAUUAGCUCGCUAGUCCUGAGAGUGUCAGCAGCUCCUACAGGUCAUCUGCCCAGCCUGCCGACAGCCAAGAUGUUGGGGCCAAAGGUUGGUGGGUUCUCAGAGACUCAGGCUGCCACAGCCAAGACCCAGGCCAUCGCUGACCAGGUGAAGUCCCAGGUAGAGGAGAAGGUGGACAAGAAGUUCCCAGUGUUCAAGGCUGUGGAAUUCAGGAGCCAGGUGGUCGCCGGAGUGAACUACUUGAUCAAGGUUCAAGUGGACGAGGAUGACUUCGUGCACAUCCGAGUGUUUGAAAGCCUCCCGCACGAGAGCAAGCCCGUGGCCUUGACCAGCUACCAGACCAACAAAGGCAGGCACGACGAGCUGGCAGACUUCUAGGCCCGAUUUUGCAGAGUCUGUCGCCCACGUGGGUCUGUCCUCUGCAGACCUGUCUGGGACCAGACGUGGUGCCCCUUGGGGUGGGGUGGUGUCUCUGUUCUCUUCUUUCGCUAUGUUCAUUUUUUUCUCCCAAUCCAUGCUUUUAACGAAAUUUCUCUCGAGAAGGGCUUGUGUUAUCUUUAAAUAAAUAUGUGUUUUCUGUUUUCACAAA
Molecule: messenger RNA, 618 nt
Organism: Cervus elaphus (red deer)
Lineage: Eukaryota; Metazoa; Chordata; Mammalia; Artiodactyla; Cervidae
Product: stefin-C-like
Exons: 3
Coding region: 102-407 (101 amino acids)
Cellular component (GO): cytosol
Molecular function (GO): cysteine-type endopeptidase inhibitor activity
Source: RefSeq, a predicted model, not a curated record